Messenger RNA from Uloborus diversus, 1218 nucleotides. Its product is annotated as sulfotransferase 1 family member D1-like. Gene Ontology annotation, molecular function: sulfotransferase activity. Gene Ontology annotation, biological process: sulfation. Lineage: Eukaryota; Metazoa; Arthropoda; Arachnida; Araneae; Uloboridae. The record is from RefSeq and is a predicted model, not a curated record. Bases 194 to 1096 code for a protein of 300 amino acids. Gene Ontology annotation, cellular component: cytoplasm. The transcript has 6 exons.
UACACCGAACUACUUCCAUCGUUAGGUCUAGUUUUUUACUUUACUUUAAAAUUUGACAAUUAUCGAUUUUUUUCACCACUUGUCUGAGCAACCAGUAAAAGAGUUAAAAAGGGAAAGAGCAUGAUUAUUCGAGCGAAACCCUUAAGUUAUCUAAUAUAUAGGUCAUUUCGUCAUUCAUCCGUCGGUGACCAAAAUGGCUGUGAGUUUGACGUUCGAAACGUUACCCAAAAAUGAAUCUCUCGCUGAAGAUUUUAAUGUUUUUAAAUGUAAUGAAUAUUCUUUACCAUCCUUUGCCAUUAAAUUUCUGAAAGAAGAAGCUCCUUCUUAUGAAGCUAGAGAAGAUGAUAUAUACAUUGCUUCAUACCCGAAAACAGGUACAACUUGGACUCAGGAAAUCAUUUAUUUAAUCCACAGUGAUUUGGAUUUUGAAGGUGCAAAGACCAAAGGCCUUGAUGAAAGAUUUCCUUAUGUUGAACAUGCCAGAACAGACAUCUGUUACGUAAAAGAGAUGAAGAGUCCACGGCUUUUAAAAACUCAUUUACCGUACAGUUUGUUGCCAACAGAUAUUCACAAAAAACAAUGCAAGAUCAUUUAUAUUACCAGAAAUCCAAGGGAUGUUGUUGUGUCCUAUUAUCAUUUUGCUUGCAUGUUGAAAGAGACUCACUAUACCGGAACUUUUGAGCAAUUUUUUGAAAGAUUCAUUUCAAGUCGAGCAACUUACAGUCCAUUCUUGAUGCACAAUAUAGAAUUUUGGAAUAAGAGAAAUGAGAAGAAUAUCCUAUUUCUUUUUUAUGAAGAUUUAAAGAAGGAUUUGCAUACAAAUGUGAUGAAAAUCGCAUCUUUCUUGGAGAAGCAAUUGACGACGGAAAAUAUAAAUGCAAUAAUUGAACACUGCAGUUUUCAAAACAUGGCCAAAAGUAAUACUGUUGCAUUAUCAAGCAAUGACGUUGUAGGAGGCAGUGUCGGAAAAUUCUUUCGUAAAGGUCAAGUUGGAGAUUGGAAAAACUAUCUUACUCCUGAACAGAUAGAAAGACUAGAUGAAGAAGUUGUAAAAGUAUGUGGUAAAUCAGGCCUAGAAUACACUUAUGAAUUGUAAUAUAUUUUUUUAUCAUUAAUUUCAGAAUUGUACAUUUUUAUUGUUUGUAUUAAAAGUAUAUAAAUUGAAUGUUCUUAAAAAACUUUUUUCUAAUUAUUUUAUUGAAUAAAAAACAUGUUCCU